Diorhabda carinulata is the source of this 2156-nucleotide messenger RNA. RefSeq lists its product as uncharacterized. The transcript has 3 exons. Lineage: Eukaryota; Metazoa; Arthropoda; Insecta; Coleoptera; Chrysomelidae. The coding region runs from base 1046 to 1432 and encodes 128 amino acids. The record is from RefSeq and is a predicted model, not a curated record.
CCUGACCUGCGACCAAAAUAAAAUUAAUUGCAAUGCAAAAUGCAAUUGCCAGCAAGUAACCUCAACGCAAAGGUCUGUGACUAUCUGUGUGUCUGUUGUGAUUGAAUGCAUUUUUACAAAUGCUAACAGUAAUUGAAAUUAAGUAUUUCCGUACUUUGAUACCGGUUAUGAGAUUAUGUAGCAUAGUUUAUUAUUUACCUACAUGAAUAGAAAAUAUUAAUAAAGACCGCUUGACAUGAUGCAAUGCAAUGCAAGAUGCAAUAUUUCUUGAUAAAAAGCAUCAAGUUGUUUCAUACAAGAUCUCACACUUUAUCAGUUUGAUGACAUUUUUAUUGCGUACAAUUGCAAAUUUAGAGAGAAAUAAGUUUUUUAUCUGCUGAUAUUACGUUUUUUUUUCCUUGGAGUUUUUUAUUAUAUCUUUCUUCAUCCAUUCUCAACUAAUUUUUGUAGCAGCAGAUAUAAUUAUUGCCAGCGAUGCACUGACUACUUUUUUCUUGUUUACUUUAAUUAGUUUUUUUUUAUUUUCAUUUCAAUGCCUAAAAAAUAUUAAAUAAAGUUUGAGGUUAGGAAAUUGUUUAAUUUUACUUAUGAUGGAAUUUUGAUUAGUGGCAAUCAUGAUGCAAUGGCAAGGGACAAGCAAUAUCCGUCUAUGUAAUAUUUUGAUCUUGCAAGGAGUUGCAUGCAAUUUCUUGCAUCAUGUCAAGCGGCAUUAAUAAAUAGUAGAUUUUAAGGUGAUAUUCUUAAGGCCGCUUUACAUAAUGCAAUACAACGUGCAAGAAAUUGCAUGCAAGUCUCUGUAAACAGUAAAAGUAAACAAAUCUUAACCUCAAAUUUUAUCUAAUAUUUUGUACCUAGUUUAACAAUGAAAAUAAUAAAUCUAAGUUUUACGAAAGUCAGCUGAUCUAUUAAGCCAAAAGUAACUAGAUUGCAACUUGCACGAUUUAAAAAUGGCACAAAACUGCGCAUGCAAGAAAUAUUGUGUCUUGCAUUACAUUACACGUUGUAUUGCAUCAUGUCAAGCGGUCUUUAGGCAUGCGUUGCAUUCAUGAAGGAUUCGCCACUGUACCAACGGCCACUUUUAUCAGGCUCUAGUUCAGAAAGUUCAAUAGAGAUAAAAUCUAGGAGAAAUUUAUAUCGAACUAAAAAAUACAUGAGAAUUAUUGAACAAUACGACGAGGAAGAACUUCGUGAACAUUUUAGAAUGAAGAGAUUGACAUGUGAUUAUAUUAUUGAUGUAAUCAGAAAUGCAAAGGUUUUGUCUGAUUAUAAAAACCCGGAAGAAAAAAAAACUUCAAAGAAGGCUGUUUACAUGACCAUAUGGUAUUUGGCAAAUACUGAAACAUGUAGACAAAUUGCUGAUCAAUUUGAUAUAACUAAAAGUUCUGCUCAUCGUGUGAUUUCCAAAAUAGUCGACUAUUUACCCAAAAAAUGAAUGGUAUAAUAGGGGCUAUUGAUGGAAACGGCCAGUAUCAGACCAAGCUCAUGUGUAUUAUAAUAGAAAAAGUGAUUACAGCAUAUUACUUCAAGGUGAAUGUGAUAAUAAAAAAAGUUCUGAGAUGUCUUCCUUAUAUGAAAAAGGUUUGAAAGACUUAUUUCAAAAUGAUUUUUUAUUGGGCGACUCUGCAUAUAUGCUUGACGUGGUUAAUAGCACCUUUUAAAAACAAUAGACAAUUAACUCAUAAUCAAAAAUAAUUCAUUUACAGGCAUUCCUCUUCAAGAAUUGUAAUAAAAAACAGUUUUGGGUUAUUGAAAGGCAGAUUUAGGAGAUUAAAAUUUUUUGAAAAUAAUUUAAUUUUUGUGGUUAACCCAUCAAUGCCCCAGGGGUCAUUAACGAACCAAGAAAUAAAAUCUGGUUAUUGCUACAAUAUCUAGAUGGCGAAACAAGCUUUUUUUGAGUUAUAAAUACACAUAUCGAUUUAUCAUCACUACCACGCGACUCUUCCAGGCACACCACUUGUUUCAAAUUAUUAUUGGUGAGUAGUUUUAUAUGAUUUUAUAAAACUCUAUGAAAACAACGAGCUAUUUUUUUACUGGGUCGUUAACGACCCCUUGGUCACUUAUAGUAAUUUUCUAUUGUUUUUUAGGAAAAUACCGUAGUUGCUGAUCUGAUAGAUGAAGCCGAAAAUUUUCACAUAAAUGAUGAUCAAAUAUUUCCA